AUGGAAGCGUCGGGAGCUCUCCGCCGUGCCGGAGAACCCCAGGGAACGGGCCGCGGGCACCGGGGGCUGCAACACCGAUCCCCGCUCCUACCUGCGAGGCGCGGGCGGCGGGGCCGGGAGCAGGCGGCGGCCCCGGCCUCUCACACGCCAUGGGGCGGGCAGCGCGGCGCGGCCCGGAGGAGGCUGCGGCGGGGGCCUCGGCGGCGCCUCCUCAUCGCGCUGACAGCCGGGAGCGUCGCCCCUCCCCCUCUCGCGAGAGCCGCCCGCCGCCGCGCGAGAGCCCAACGGCCGCGCCGCGCCCGCCGGCCACGUGACCGCCGCGGGGAGGGAGAGGGCGCGGGGCAUUGUGGGAGUCGGUGGGGCGGGGUCGGCACUGAGGUGUCCCCACGCCGCCCGGGGAAGGGACGCCACCGAGACGGCGGCGUAGAGCGGCUCUCGCAACCUGCUGGCGCCUCCCCGCGGCUUGGAGCCAAGUUAUGGAGCGCAAAUGUGACACUUCUGGACUCAGCAGGAGUUUCACAACAGCACUUGUCAACCUUGAAGAAAAGUGUAUCCACAUGCGAUACAGACAAGAUUAAGAACUACUGCUUUUUGCUAACUGGAGAAUCUAAUCGGCUCAAGAACCAGAACCACAACCGGCCCCAUGGAGGCGUUAAGUUCCUUCGAGGGGAGUUCAGCGGCAGCUAUCGGUUUUGCCAAAAAGCCAGGGGAGAAAGGCUGACGCUUCAUCAUAUCAGUUACGGACUUGCAAAACAGGUCCUCUAA
Messenger RNA from Numida meleagris (helmeted guineafowl), 765 nucleotides. RefSeq lists its product as uncharacterized. The transcript has 4 exons. NCBI's taxonomy places the organism in Eukaryota, Metazoa, Chordata, Aves, Galliformes, Numididae. The coding region runs from base 1 to 765 and encodes 254 amino acids. The record is from RefSeq and is a predicted model, not a curated record.